Messenger RNA from Ustilago hordei, 1560 nucleotides. Its product is annotated as putative hydrophobin 3. Lineage: Eukaryota; Fungi; Basidiomycota; Ustilaginomycetes; Ustilaginales; Ustilaginaceae. Gene Ontology annotation, molecular function: structural constituent of cell wall. The coding region runs from base 1 to 1560 and encodes 519 amino acids. The transcript has a single exon. The record is from RefSeq and is a predicted model, not a curated record. Gene Ontology annotation, cellular component: fungal-type cell wall.
AUGAAGUACCUUCAGUUUCUUGCUGCCCUUGCAGCCGUCUCCGCCUUCUCUGGCCCCGUCCUUGCAGGCUCCGUCAUCGAGAACUCCAACCAGGUCGUCCCCGUACAACUCACCGGCGCUCUCCUCUCGCAGGUCGGCAACGGCCAGCACGCCGAGCGCUCCGUCAAGGUUGACAACUCUGCUCAGUUCCUUCCCGUCCAGGGCACCAUCGCUGCUCUCUCUCAGGUCCUUAACGAGCAGAAGGCCCUCCGUCGUGACAAUAUUGUCAAGAACGACAACCAGAUUCUCCCUAUCCAGGCUACCCUCGCCGCUCUCUCCGCCGUUGCCAACGGCCAGGAGGUCCAGAAGCGCAAGGCCCCUGAGUUCGACACGGUUGAGAACACCAACCAGGUCCUCCCCAUCCAGGCCACCGCCGCUCUCCUCUCCCAGGUUGCCAACCUUCAGACUGCUGGCUCCAAGCGCCACAACGACGAGGGCACCCUUGUCGAAAACGGCAACCAGGUUCUCCCCAUCCAGCUGACCGCUGCUCUCCUCUCGCAGGUUGCUAACCUCCAGUCUAUCGACAAGCGCCACAACGACGAGGAGGGUGACAACAUUGUUGACAACAGCAACCAGGUCCUCCCCAUUCAGGCCACCCUCGCUGCUCUAUCGAGCCUCCUCAACUCGCAGAAGGCCGAGCGAGCGCUCUCUGCUGACAACACCAACCAGGUUGCUCCCAUCGAGGCCACCCUUGCCGCCCUUUCCCAGGUCGCCAACGGCCAAGCCGCCAGCAAGCGUGACGGUGCCGUUGUCAACGACAACCAGGUGAUCCCUGUGCAGGCUGUCGCUGCCGCCCUUUCCCAAGUGGUUAGCGGACAGAAGACUCGACGAGGUGAGACCAAUGUGACCAAAGACGUACACCAAGUAGCACCUGCUCAAGCCACCCUUUCCGCUCUUUCCGAUAUUAUCAACAGCGCGAACACCCGCCGAGCGAUGGAUGUAAAGCAGUACGAGACUCUGCAGUACGCGAUUGAUGCUUUGCAACAGGAACUGGUCAAGACUAACACUGGUGAUGACACCCACCACGUCGAUGCCCUCACCGGCACCGCUGAACACAUCAACCCCACCAAGCGCGACGGCUCCCUCGACCCCUCAGCUUUCCUCGGUCAGUCUUUGAGCGGUGUCUCUGUUCCCGUCGGAAACAUGGACUUGCUUCAGAGCCUCGCCAAGCGAUGGGCUGAGGAGGAGGAUGCCGCCAUGGCUAAGCGUGCCCCUUCGGUCAACGGCCGAGGUCAGCGACCCCGCCCUCGUAAUGCUUCGGAGCACAACAACAACGGUCAAUGCUCGGUUGGUACAGCUCAGUACUGUAGCCAGAUCAUCAACGACGAGGGCAAGAAGAAGACGCUUGCCGGCCUUCUCGGCUUCAACUCGAUCGCUGGUGACAUUGGUCUCAACUGCCAGCAAAUCCCCAUCCUUGGUAUCUCGGCUCAGAGCAUCUGUAAGGCGUCGCCAGUCUGCUGCACCAACGUUGUCCAAGAUGGACUUGUCAACAUUGGAUGUACUUCCAUCCCAAUCAACUAA